UGUAUAAAUGUAAACGUGCGUGGCUCGAUCCUCGUUGGUUAGCGACGACGGCUGUGGCUGUUGGCGAUAAUGAUGAUGGCGUGCCGUUUUUUUAUAUUUUCUUCUGUCAACGAAGUUAGCGGUUGCCUCCAAAUCUAUCUGCCAUCAUCUAUUCGCCAAUGCUGUUAAUUUUUUUUUUUAGUUCGCGACAAUACGUCACUGGCCGAAAAGUAUCAGUCAAUCGAAUAACGAACUCAUACCAUAAACCGUGAAUACGUUUUUAACAUAUUUUUAUCCAUCAAUCAAUAUCAUCAUCACCAUCAUCAUUGUCGUUGUAACUAUAAAAAUAAUCCAUUAUGAUGCAAUUGAUUAAUGACCCAUUUCGAUCAACAUUAAAUGUUCGAUCAUUAAUUUGUGACAAUAACGGUAUCAUUAUUGCCGAAACUGUUUACCGUUGUAUGUUUUGUGCAAAAAUUGUUGACACAAUGGAUCAAAUUCAAUUACAUUAUCAUUGUGAACAUUAUGAAGAGGAAAUACCAUUAAAAGAAGUCAAUAAUCAACGACAGAAAAGAAAAAAAACAAGAAAAAUUAUCGAUUAUGAUCAAGAUGAUUAUGAUUAUCCUGUAGAGAAGAUUUUUGAUGAUGUUGUUGAUGAUACAAUUGUUAAUCAAGAUUUCAAUCAAAUUGAAGAUUAUUUUGAAGAUAAUUCACAUCUUAUGUCUAUACAAUUCCAUGAGAAUCAUGAUGCUGAUGAAAGUUUUGUUUCGUCUUUAACACAAUCGGCUAAAUCUUCACCAAUACAAUCAUCGAUGCCCAAUCAAAAUCCCAAAGGUGGAACCGUUACAUGUGAAGUUUGUGGACUAACUAAAUAUUAUUCUCAUAUAUCUCGUCGUUAUGGUGUGUUUAGCUGUGAAAGUUGUGCUAAAUUUUUCUAUCGUUAUAGUCAAAAACCUGUGCAAUAUAAAUGCUUGUAUAAUGGAAAUUGUUCAUUGAAAAUUGAUUCGCCUGGUGCUCGAUGUAAAUCUUGUCUACUCAAUGCUUGUCUAAAAAAAUAUAUAUUGGAUCCGAAAAAACAUGCCAAUAUAUAUCAUAAACAUUUCAAUACUGAUGCUUCCGAAAUUCUUAUGAUGGACGAUAUCAACAAUAAUAACCCUAUUACCUCAGAAGAUCAAAUUCACAUGGAUGAAACUUUAAACACAGGUGCAUCAUUGAAUGAAAGUAUUGUGCCAAAAUCCAUAAAAACUAAUCAAGAAAUUAAACAUUCUCGAACAACGGAUUCUGGUGUAAAAAAAUCCAAAUCCAAAUUGAAUCUAUCAAAGAAAAAAUCUAAUUCUUCAUCGAAAGAUGACAAUUCGCCUGGAAUGAAUUCGAAAUUCCGUCGUAUGGCUUGUCGUGUUUGUGAAGGUUGUUUACAAGAUGAUUGUGGUACAUGUUUAUAUUGUCUGGAUAAACCUAAAUUCGGUGGCAAUGAUAUUAAGAAACAAAAAUGCCUUAAACGUCGAUGCCUUUUUCUUAAACAAUAAUCAUUAUCAAAAUAGUCUCUUUGUUUGUGAAAUCCAAAGCCAAUGCAAUGUGCCUGUAUAAAAAUUUGUUUUGAAUAUUUUGAAGCAAUAAAUUGUUAAA
Molecule: messenger RNA, 1602 nt
Organism: Dermatophagoides pteronyssinus (European house dust mite)
Lineage: Eukaryota; Metazoa; Arthropoda; Arachnida; Sarcoptiformes; Pyroglyphidae
Biological process (GO): negative regulation of transcription by RNA polymerase II; positive regulation of transcription by RNA polymerase II; cell differentiation
Molecular function (GO): nuclear receptor activity; RNA polymerase II cis-regulatory region sequence-specific DNA binding; zinc ion binding
Source: RefSeq, a predicted model, not a curated record